AUGUCUUCUAUUUUCUGUUGCCUUUCUCCCUCGCCCUAUCGACCGGCUUACCUCACGCAUGAGGCCAAGUUUGAACCGUUCAUUGCCUGGGCCAAAGGAUCGGAAUCAUCCCUCUCCGCCAUUUCAGCUUCAUUCUUCCAAAAUCCGGAUAAUCUGCCACCUUAUGCGAUUCAAUUUGUUCGGCAAGUCAAUUUUGGUGCUAUCGAAGCCAAAAGAUAUUUCAUCCCUCACCCCGAAGCAACUAGGGGUCGGAUAGACUUCGUGGAGGUUACUGAGCAAGAUCUAAUCACUGGGAAUUUCCAAAAGCUCAACUCGCACAGGAAACUCAUCAAACAUAGGUACAAGAACUUCAAGUGUACAACACACAACAAGUUUUUCGAAGUCAAUUUGUAUCAAAAGGACCCAGUCAAUCGGCACCAUUGGCGAUUGAAUAUUGCUCGGCCAGCUAGUGAUAUUGAUCUUUAG
Penicillium antarcticum is the source of this 465-nucleotide messenger RNA. RefSeq lists its product as uncharacterized. NCBI's taxonomy places the organism in Eukaryota, Fungi, Ascomycota, Eurotiomycetes, Eurotiales, Aspergillaceae. The record is from RefSeq and is a predicted model, not a curated record. The transcript has 2 exons. Bases 1 to 465 code for a protein of 154 amino acids.